CCAUUUGUACCAAAUGGAUCUAUAUAAUAUCAACCCACUCGAUUCUAACCACUUUCCACUGUUUUCGAAAUCGCUCACUCUCCAAUCAAAUGAGUUUACUUCUUUACUACCUUCAACCAAAAAAGUCAAUGAACAAAGGAAAAGGAGAGGUUCCUUGCCAACAUUGACAAACUUUCCUCUAUUUCAGUCUAAUGAUUUGA
Messenger RNA from Ascoidea rubescens DSM 1968, 200 nucleotides. RefSeq lists its product as uncharacterized. NCBI's taxonomy places the organism in Eukaryota, Fungi, Ascomycota, Saccharomycetes, Ascoideales, Ascoideaceae. The annotation marks the transcript as partial. The transcript has a single exon. The record is from RefSeq and is a predicted model, not a curated record.